CACAAAUUUUUGAUUUGGUUGUGUUUUAGUGAGACUCUUCCUACUAUAAGCUUGUCCGUUUUUGCUUUCCUCGCUCUUGUCUUUGUGCCAUCGCAAUCGUCACCUUCCAGCCACUUGGUAGACGUUGUUGUCGCCGUCUCCCUCCCCUCGACUCCUCCUUCUCAGAAGCCUUGCAAUCGCCAACGUGGCCUCUCAGAUUGCAGUUCGAAAAGGUUAUUAUCCUCUUUUGGGGAUUUGUGAUUCCUAGUUCGCUGAGUGCCAUUGAUCAUUGGUCGCCGGAGGUGAAGUUAUUGUUUAUGGAGCCAAAAAAUGAGCAGCCAAAUUCUUCAAAGAAAGCAAAGGAUCUGAAUAUUGAGGGAUACCCAGUUGGGGGUCUGUCCAUUGGAGGCCAUGAAACUUGCAUCAUAUUUCCCACUCUUAAAGUAGCUUUCGACAUCGGUCGCUGCCCACCUCGCGCCGUUUCCCAAGACUUUCUGUUGAUCUCCCAUGCGCACAUGGAUCACAUAGGAGGACUACCGAUGUAUGUUGCCACACGUGGCCUGUACCGUAUGAAGCCACCAACAAUUAUUGUACCAAUUUCAGUAAAAGAGGAUGUAGAGAAACUCUUUGAAGUCCAUAGGAAAAUGGACCAUUCAGAGCUCAAGCACAACUUGAUUGGGUUAGAUGUAGGAGAGGAGUUUUAUUUGAGAAAAGAUCUUAAAGUAAAAGCAUUUCGGACUUACCAUGUUAUAUCCAGCCAGGGUUAUAUACUGUACUAUGUAAGGCAGAAACUUAAACCAGAGUACAUUGGUCUUUCCGGAAAUGAAAUCAAGAAUUUGAAGUCUUCGGGUGUGGAGAUAACAUACACUUUGACAGAACCUGAGGUCGCAUUCACGGGAGACACCAUGUCAGAUUUCAUAGUUGAUGAAAGUAACACUGAUGUUUUGCGGGCUAGAAUUCUUGUCAUAGAGUGUACCUUCGUGAACAAUUCAAUCACUGUGGAGCAUGCCAAAGAUUAUGGACACACGCAUCUGUCUGAGAUAAUUGGUUAUGCCGAACGGUUUAAGAACAGAGCAAUCCUCUUGAUUCACUUUUCAGCACGUUACACCGUGGAGGAAAUUGAAGAAGCUGUAACUGGUUUGCCACCUCCUCUAGCUGGUCGAACUUUUGCACUUACCGAAGGUUUCUGACAAGAAGUUGGGAGUUUGGUUCAAGUAACCAAUGUGGCACAAGAUUGUUGUUUAGCCAUUAACUGCAUUGGAACCGUAGCGGAAAUUGCAACCUUUACUAUGUAUACCAUUUUAAUCCCAAUUUUCACAGCA
Molecule: messenger RNA, 1301 nt
Organism: Arachis duranensis
Lineage: Eukaryota; Viridiplantae; Streptophyta; Magnoliopsida; Fabales; Fabaceae
Product: tRNase Z TRZ1
Exons: 10
Coding region: 297-1169 (290 amino acids)
Source: RefSeq, a predicted model, not a curated record